AAAUACUGCAAAUAUUAUAAAGAACUAUUAACCUAUGUUGACAAAUUUCUUCAAAACGUGUAACGAAAACAUCAAAAAAUAAGUACAACAUAGCAGUUGGAGGAUUUGGAAUAAAGGAAUACUACAAAAUAAUUCAAACAAACUACACUGAAAUAAUGUUUGAAUGGACAACUAUUUUAAGAUGUUUUACUGAAUAUAGUGGGGGUGUUAAAUCCUAUAUGGCAAUUCAAAAACUUGUAAUGGUAUAAUUGCCAGCAAUUGUGAUUGGGAAGGAUGUGAGCCAUCAACGCAUCAUGUACACGUGGUUGCAGUUGGCUGAAUCCAUUGCUAAUCAUCCUAAUUCAGUUUUACAUGGUUGCAUUAAGGCUUAGUUCAGGGAUUGCUGCCACACAUCAGCCACUUUUUCAGAUGCCUAGAACACCUGAAUAUGAAGCUUACUCAUGUUGUCGAAACUAAUAAGGCCAAACUAAUAAAAGUGUCAAUUGGAUAAAAAACAUCAAAAACUGUAUAAAUAGGGAGAAUACUUUAAGAAGGAUAAGACAAGAAAAUCUGGCAUUCCAUUCAUGGCAGCUCAAAGGAAUUAACUUGGGUUCCAUCUAUGAUAAGGAAGAUGAAAAUGGCCAAAAGGAAUCCCACGGUGACACUGAUAUGUACAUUAUUAGGAAUGAUGAUUUCACAAUCACAUGCUGUAGAGAUUAAGAGAGAAUUGUACUUGGGGGAUGCCUUCCAAACCCCAUCUUGUUUUAUGUCCAGUUACUGCCAGGCUCGUAGGGCAGAAUUGCCAACAUCAGGGGAUAGGUGCAAGUGUGUAUGUCGCUCACCCUACCUCACAUACCACCAGGGAGUGGAUACCUGUGUUAUUGCUAUUCCUGAGUGCCAAAGUCUCCAGAUGGGGAGUGGUUCCAGUUCACCACCUGUCAUAUAUUUGCCAAGGACUGGCAACAAAAUUAUCCCAAGUUCACCAUUGUACUCAAACUCCAAUGGUACAGUUGCUUUAAGUGGUAUGGCAGAGUGUACUAUUGGAACAGUCUCUGUUCUGGGAGAGUCCAAUACAUGGGACAGUAUCACAUAUGGGCGUGGCCUUCUAAUUGUGCCCAUAGAGGGGAAGCUCUACCUAGAGUGGAAGGGUGACAUACCUAGCAGGGACAAUCUACGGGGAAACCUGGUGAAAGUUGAAGUCUCGUGCAUGUUGGAGGACGUCACCCAGGAGAUGUGUAUCACUGUGAAGAUAGAUGGCACCACGGGUGCAGCUGUGACUGAGCCAGAAGAUGAAAUUGAACCAACAGAACCCCCAAAGCCAACCACAACAACAACUGUACCUCCACCAGUCCAAACCGAUCCUCUGAUGCAACAAGUGAUGAUUACGCUAAUCGCGAUUGCUGUAAUCAUGGUAAUCAUAUUUUCUAUGGCUAUAUGUGGCCUGUGUUACUGCCGAUAUGCUGAUAAAAAGGAGAUUGAGAAGCGCAUGAUGAGAUACAAAGAGGUUCAGGAAAACUGGGAAUAUACUUCACAGAGAAGUUAUGAAAUCUUCAAUCGCAGAAAAAGUUUGGAUAGUUUAAGAAGUGUAAAAAGUGGAGUUCUAAAGACCAGCGGUAGUGUUAGAAGCAUGCGACAGAAGAAGAAACGAGUCUCAUUCCAGGAUACGCUAAUCGUCCAUAAUAUCGAUACAUCAGAAGAUGUUGAGGCCGAGAUCCAAGAAGAUGAUGAGAAACACACCGCAGACAAAUACACUCAAGAAAAUUAUAAACGACAUUCAAGGUAUUCAAUGCAUUAUAUCAAGAAUAUCGUCCAAAUAGGACAGACUAAAGUAGAUGACAACUCAAAUAGUGAAACAUCUUCAGUUUCCUCAUCUCAAGUUGACGAAACUGUCAAAUCAACUAAACGUGUCAGCAAAACAAAGAAGACUAAAAGUGAAGAUAAAGAUGCAAAUGUAAACCAGGAAACAGAGGAACCAGAUAAGAAUGACAAUGAAAAGAAUGACAAGGACGACAAGGACAAUAAUAUUGCUCAGGUUCAUGACAAGAAAAGUUCAAUGAAAAAUAAAAAUAAGAUACCUCAAAUUAAAGACAAAGGUGAAGUAAAAGAUGAUAAAUACAAAGAGAAAGGGCAUAAAUAUGAAGUAAAAGAAGAUAAUCAUGAAGUCAAACAAGAUAAUGUUGAAGUAAAUGAAGACAGUGCUGGUAAUGAAGACAAUGUCAGUAUUGAGGACAAUGCUAGUAAUGAAGACAAUGCUGGAAAAGACAAUCAUGGAUAUGACACUGAUGUAAUUCACUCAGACAGUGAUGACUCUGAUAUUCUCGAAACUGAGACAAUCGUCCAUGUUCCUCUGGGUGAAAUUGUGAAAUCCUACGAGUCCUCACCCACUGAUGAUAGCCAAAGUGAGAGGACUCUGAACACAGGUGCUGAGAACAGUGACAAUGAUGAAGUUGAUGAAUCAAUAGACACUGAUGAAGUUGUAAUAGGAAUUGAGGAGAGUGAGGAUGAAGAGAAGGAAAAUGAUGAAGUUGAUGAAAAAUUCUUUAGGAAAGAAGAACGUAGACUAAGUGUAAAGGAUAUGGUUGCGAAAUAUGAUGAUGGAGAUGUUGUUAUUAAACCAUCUCUGUAUAAAAAGAAAAAAGAAUCGAGGCCUAAAAGUGUAUACUGGUGAUAGUACAAAACCUUAAAAUGUUCAAGCACCUUUCUAAAGGAACACAACUAAUAUACUGUUCAUCAUUAUGUAUGAACACUUUAACAUUAGUUCCGAUGUCAACUUUGCACAAUGACCACGUAAAUGCUGAUUUAAAUUUAUACUUUUUCAUAAAUGAUUCAAUACAUGUACUUUCUUACAGUGGUGUACAACCUUCAUUCCAUUUAAUGUGAUAAGUAUAUUAAUAAUAAAAAAGAUCAUAUUAGGCAAUCAUCUAAGUCACAAGCACCUUUAUAACAAGCUAAAAUAUACAACCUCUACUAAAAAAAACUACUAGUAUGCAGUACUAAAGUGUACAUUUGAUUUUGAAUAUGAAAACUAUCUGUGACUUGUUUAAUAUUGUUUAAAAAUCUGAAUAGUCUAGCAACAAGCCCCUGUGAUAUCUCCCCUCAACUUGACUACAUACAUUCUGACACAGGAAUGAGUUG
Messenger RNA from Owenia fusiformis, 3114 nucleotides. NCBI's taxonomy places the organism in Eukaryota, Metazoa, Annelida, Polychaeta, Sabellida, Oweniidae. The record is from the annotation of a GenBank genome assembly.